Coffea eugenioides is the source of this 1164-nucleotide messenger RNA. RefSeq lists its product as uncharacterized. The record is from RefSeq and is a predicted model, not a curated record. Lineage: Eukaryota; Viridiplantae; Streptophyta; Magnoliopsida; Gentianales; Rubiaceae. The coding region runs from base 1 to 1164 and encodes 387 amino acids. The transcript has a single exon.
AUGAUGCAGUGUCGAAUGCUCAACCAAGUUCCCCGAGAGCUGAAUCAGUGGAAGAAUAACCUAUCUUACGAGAUUGGGGGGCUAUUCCAAUAUGUGGGGCAUCUACCAAGCCUUGUCGACAUAAUACCCAACGUAGCUGCUAUCCAAGCAUUGAUCAAUUAUUGGGAUCCGGAUGCCUCGGUUUUCCGGUUUGGAAUGUGCGAACUCACCCCAACCCUAGAAGAGUUAGAGGGAUUGUUGCAAGUACCGGAAAAAGGCAGUCCUAUGAUAUACCCAAGUGGGGGAACGAAAGAGCAGUUUUGCAGAUUUUUGGGAUUGAGGAACGACAGCUUAGACCAACACCCCGACGCUAGAUCUUGUCCAUUGAGGUUUUUAUAUGACCGGUUUGGGGAAAAGGAGUCCUAUGAGCGCCAUCAGAUUGAUUUCUUUAUAACAAGGGGGCAGUGGGAAGAGAAGCGUGUGCAAGCUUUUGGUUUGAUUUUGAUCAACUUAUUGCUAUUCCCUCAAAGGCAUGGAAAGGUGACAUUUGUAACAAUCAACAUGAUUCAAAGUCUUUUUCUAGGAAUUCGUGGAACAACACCAACUUUGAUACCCGUUGUCAUAGCAGACAUCUUCUCAGCCCUUACCAAUUGCCAAAGGAAAGGGGGUUUCUUCUACACUUCAAAUUUGGUACUUCAAAUGUGGAUCAUGGAACAUCUGGUGAAGAGAUCACUUAACCCUUUGGGUCCUUGUCUCCCAGUUGAGAAUUGGAUUGAUUCACAUCGAGAGAGAGUCGGCUGCUACUACCGCGUGAUGUCGUCAAGCCAGUUUAUUGAGAAAUUCAACAGUUUGACACCAGAAAAGGUACAGUGGGUUCUAGAUUGCACCAAGGUUAGGGACCCAGCUUUUAGGACCACUCAACAUGAUUUCAUCCCUCUAGCUGGAGUUAAUGGUCUAGUCGCCUAUAUUUCACAAAGGGUUAUGAGACAGUUUGGAUACCCACAAAGCAUUCCUAUGGUACAAGGGGUUGAAGAUUUCAGAUUGAGUACGGUGACCGAGAGUCGAAGCAUGGUAUUAGAGGCUUGGGGAAAUUUGCAAGGUCUUGAGAAUUUGCAGUUGGAAUUGGUAAACAAGGUGGCACCUGCAGUUAUGCCUGGGUACAAUGAAUGGAUCAAGAAAGGGUAG